AUGCACAACAAUUCUUUAGAGAUCCACAAGCAAAAGUUAAAACUGUGGUUCAGUCACUUGCCUCAAGAAGAGAAACAGUUUGGGGAUUAAUUUUCUCCUGAAACCAUGCAUGUAGAGCCACUUGUACUUGAGAAAACCCCAGGAGAUGGCAAAGAACUCUUGAUGAAUCCCUUCAAAGACAGUGAAUCCCUGAGAAGAUCCAUCGCAGCUGAGCAACUUUUUGAUCCACGAAAUGGCAUCCAGGAGGGACAUGGCCUCAACAUAAUGCUCUACGGAGCUGUUGGCACUGGAAAGAGUACAGUUGUCCUCAAGUUGGUUUUGGACUGGUGUGAUGGAUCAGCUCUUUCCCAGUUCAAGCUGGUGGUGCCUUUCGCUUGUGAAGAUCUUGCACAGCUCUCUAAAUCCACAUCACUAAGAGACCUUGUGGGUAGAAAGUAUGUACACCUUCGCAAGACGCCGUUUCUCAGUGAAGAUUAUAACCAGGCCAGUGAGGUCCUAUUCAUCUUUAAUGGAAUGGAGAAGAUGAAGUUAGACUUUAGAAUUGGCAGUACUGAAUUAUGCAAUGAUCCUAAUGAGGCUCUUCCAUCAGGAGGUGUUGUGGUGAACCUGCUGAAAAAAUACCUCCUACCUGAGGUCAGUAUUUUGGUCACAACCAGGCUGUCUGCUGUAGAUCAUAUCCCAAAGAAAUAUGUGCACCGCUAUGCUCAAAUCUGUGGUUUUAAUGAUCCUUAUCGCCAGAGAACCUACUUCACAAGCAGACUGCUACAACAAAGUGCAGAAUAGCCAGGCAAAGAGGCAGAAGCUCUGAUCAAUAUGCUUUACCUUAACCUGCAGUGAGACAGUCAUUUAGCAGCAGCCGAUUUUUUACCUUCCUACUGCUGGCUAAUGUGUGCCACUCUUCAUUUCCUGCACUUUACUGAUGCCAAGGCACCCAUUCACACACUUACUGGUAUCUACAAAAGCUUCCUGAGGCUUAAUUUUGUAGGAGAGGUGCUGACAAGAGGAGGAGAACAAUCUUCCCAAGAUGACCAGAAUUCAUUAAUGGUUUAUGUGGUCCGCACUGUAGGGAAACUGGCUUUUGAUGGAAUCAGCAGUAAACAUACAUCCUUUUCAAAGACUGAACUUGAACAGUGGGUUGGUGGAAAGACCAAAACUGAUGAAGAGCUACACCAACUGGCAGUGUUCCGUACAGACGGACAAGAUUUGGAUCCUGAAUCUUGCAUAUUGCUCCGAGAUCUGCUAGGAGCUAGCUACCUUCUGGAGGCUCUGUCUGGAAACCAGUCUUUACAGAUACUGUCUUUGGUGCAUACUGGUCUUGGAGAUAGUGCUGCUUCCGAGUUAGCUGCAAAGCUGGCCUCACACGAUCGGCUACAGGAGCUGAACGUCUCCUAUAACAACAUUGGAGAUGAUGCAGCUCUUAAACUGCUUGAUGCCUGCAGAGAGCAUCCUACAAUUCACACGUUACACCUGUACUUGAACCAGCUGACAGAUGUGGGAAAACAGUCGCUGCAUUUUCGUGGCGUUCCGCAGGUAAAAGAUGGAAGAAGGGUUAAGGUGCUGGCUUCAGUGAUCAAGGGCUCAGACAUCUCAGAGCAUUGGCAUCCCAUUCUAAGCAUCAUAGGGAAGAACUCAUUAUCCUGGGAAAGAGAACGUGUACGUGAACAACUUCUGGUCUUCCUGAAGGAUCUAGAGUGGGGCUAUAAACAGCACUCGAGCUUUUGGAAGAAGUUGCACUUCCAUAGAGUGGAGCGUGUAGUGAGGCAGAUGCUGCGCAUGCUGGAAAAAAGAAGCAAUGUUAACUGA
This is a messenger RNA of Tachysurus fulvidraco (yellow catfish), 1803 nucleotides long. RefSeq names its product NLR family member X1-like. The record is from RefSeq and is a predicted model, not a curated record. Gene Ontology annotation, molecular function: protein binding. Gene Ontology annotation, cellular component: mitochondrion. NCBI's taxonomy places the organism in Eukaryota, Metazoa, Chordata, Actinopteri, Siluriformes, Bagridae. Gene Ontology annotation, biological process: negative regulation of canonical NF-kappaB signal transduction.